Tachysurus fulvidraco (yellow catfish) is the source of this 1456-nucleotide messenger RNA. RefSeq names its product fucolectin-like. NCBI's taxonomy places the organism in Eukaryota, Metazoa, Chordata, Actinopteri, Siluriformes, Bagridae. The coding region runs from base 366 to 1070 and encodes 234 amino acids. The record is from RefSeq and is a predicted model, not a curated record. The transcript is spliced from 8 exons.
GAAGAACAACAACAACAACAAAUACUUUGUUAUCUAUAUAAUAAUAAAUUGUUGUGUUUUAAUCUCUUAAUCAGAUUUAGAAAAGAACACAUUUUUACAACAGUUUUUAUGAAGCAGACAAGGACAAUCUCAAGAAGGAACUGAUGCUGCACAAAACCAAAACUUGUAUAAUGUGUUUCUGCAUAUAUAAAACAGAAAUGGAAGUGUUUUGCAUCAUAUGUUAUAAAACUUUGUUAUACACUGUUGUCUGUGUUCAAGUCCAUUUGCAUUUGUAAAACAGAUGUUCAGAAGUUCAUUUGCUUUCAAAAUAAACUUCAUAAUCUUUUCAUGAAACACCAGUGGACAGGUCACAUUCUAUCUGAUAGAUGUCGAGCAAGUUCUUUCAAUUUGAACAGAAAAUGGAGAAUUCACAGAGACCCAUGCUUCUUUUUUUAGGGAUAUAUAUUUUCUCAAUGCAGUGGAUACUGGCCCAUCAGCAAGUCAAUGUGGCCUUAGGAGGAAUAGCAACACAAUCAUCUGUAUUCAAUUACUGUAAUGCUUCUUUUGCUAUUGAUGGCAUCAAAGAAACUGAUGCACGUUUACACUCAUGUUCACACACAAAAACUGAAUCUAACCCAUGGUGGAGGGUGGAUUUGUUGGCAGUGUACAACAUUAGCAAUGUAAGCAUCACUAACAGAGGUGACUGCUGUCCAGAACGGAUAAAUGGUGCUGAGAUCCACAUUGGCAGCUCACUAAUCAGCAAUGGCAACAAUAACCCCAGUUGUGCUGUUAUAGCUAGUAUGCCUGCUGGUGCUUCUGUAAACUACACCUGCAAUAUGCAGGGUCGUUAUGUGAACAUCUUCAUUCCCAUCGCUGGCCAGAUUCUCACACUCUGUGAAGUGGAAGUCUAUGUGGUUUCAGUCCCUGUUACUAAGAAAGCAUUUUUGAAAUUGAAGUUUAACAGCAACGAGGAUCUCAGAAACCCUACAGUAAGGGACACAAUUCUUCAAAAGAUCAAAUCUGCCAAUGUGUAUUCAUCGGUAGUUAAUGUUCGUUGGACAAAGGAACCACAACUUGAAAUUAAAACUUAGAAAAAGACAGAAAAUCAUCUUAAAUAGAAGUAGAAGAAGAAGACGCAGCUACGGUCUAUGGACUACUAUGUUCUAUGUACAGUGUGUCAUUUAUUUAUAGGUUUAAAUGUAAGUUUAGUCAGUUAGAUAUUAUAUAAUAUGUUUAUGCUAGUUAGAUUUUUGUCACUAAUUAUAAUUGAGAAGAUUUCUUGAAAAGUGAGAAUUUCUGUGGAACAGAAUAGAAAAGAAAGCAUUCACUUUGUAUGAGCUACUUAUUCAUCUGUCCCCUUUACAGUUUUUAUUGCAGCAGUAAAUAGAGAACAUUUUAGACAUAUGCAAAAUCAAUGUAUUGUGAAAUGCUAAAUAGUCCUAAAGUUCCUUUAUAAUUAUGAAAAUUAUUGCUAUUA